This is a messenger RNA of Rhea pennata, 2993 nucleotides long. RefSeq names its product carbonic anhydrase 13-like. Gene Ontology annotation, molecular function: carbonate dehydratase activity; zinc ion binding. NCBI's taxonomy places the organism in Eukaryota, Metazoa, Chordata, Aves, Rheiformes, Rheidae. The record is from RefSeq and is a predicted model, not a curated record. The transcript is spliced from 7 exons. The coding region runs from base 93 to 869 and encodes 258 amino acids.
GGGGCGGCGCCGCUCGCCCCCUUCAAAGCGGGCGGCGGUGCCGCGACGGCCGCUUUUGGCGGCUCGGCUCGGCUCGGCUCGGCGCUCGCACCAUGCUGCACUGGGGAUACGACGAGCACAACGGGCCUGCCCACUGGAAGGAGAUUUUUCCUGUCGCUAAUGGGGACCGCCAGUCCCCCAUCGACAUCAAAACUGAGGAAACCAAGUAUGAUCCCUCUCUCCGUCCUCUAAAUCCCAACUACGAUCCAGCUUCUGCUAAAAUCAUCCUUAACAACGGCCACUCCACCAGUGUCGAAUUCGAUGACACCGUAAACAAAUCAGUGCUGACGGGGGGACCGCUCAGUGGGACGUACCGCCUGCGCCAGGUCCACUUCCACUGGGGGUCCAGCGAUGAAGCUGGCUCUGAGCACGCGGUGGACGGCAUGAAGUACGCAGCAGAGCUUCAUGUGGUUCACUGGAACUCGGAAAAAUAUUCCAGUUUUGUUGAGGCGGCCCGUCAGUCGGACGGAUUAGCAGUCAUGGCCGUGUUUCUAAAGAUUGGUGAAUGUAACCCUCAGCUGAAGAAGAUUACGGACCAUUUGGACAUGAUCAGAAUCAAGGGUAAAAGAGCACUAUUCACAAACUUUGAUCCUAGCUGUCUGCUUCCCAAAUCCCUGGACUACUGGACAUAUUUUGGCUCUCUCACUGUUCCACCUCUGCUUGAAAGUGUCAUCUGGAUUGUUCUGAGAGAGCCCAUAAAUGUUUGUUCUGAACAGCUAGCCAAAUUCCGCAGCCUCCUGAGCACGGCUGAGGACGAGGUAGCCUGCUGUCUGCUGAGAAACUACCGGCCUCCCCAGCCUUUAAAGGGACGAGAAGUCAGGAGGAAUUAAGGAAUAAAGCAAGAAUUGGUCACCUCCAAAACCAUUUAGGAUGCUGAAUUAAUUUUAAUAGUUAAUAUAUGUUGUGGGGUUUUUUUUUUUUUUUUUUUUUUUUUUUUUGGUGAGUUAUAACAAAUAGGUGUUAUUUUAUUAUUGGUUACCAUGCAGUCAUUUCUCAGAUAAAUAUGUCCUGAGUUGCUGCGAAUUCAUCAGCGUUAGCCGAUCCAAAUGCAUUUGGGUGUGUGGGUAUGAGAGUGUUGAGAUGUUAGUGUUAAGUGCACGGAGUGCAGUGCUAACCCUAGGGGCCAGAAACAGUGAAGGAGCUGGCCAGAAUUUGCCACCAAAUUCCUGAAGGGAAUCCCAGAUGUUAAUGGCAGUAAAGGGUGUUGUGGGACUACGCUUCUGGUCUGUAACAUAAGAUAUAGCCUCUGCGUGAGUCUUUGCACUGUAGUUCUCAAGGAAAAAAGAUUGCAAGGCUGGCAUAAUUUCCUCACUGACCUCUGGGAUACCAUCCUGAAGAAACAGCAGCAAAUAAUAGUGUUUAAAUCCAUGAGCUAGAUGUAGAUUGAAGGGAUACCGAUAUCUGUAUGAUCCUUUUGUUCCCACUGCUUUGUAGCAGUGAUUAUGAAAAAAAAAAGUAAAAAAGAAGGAAAUAAUAAGGAUUGUGGGAUGAUGGAUGAGGCGUUCCUAAGUUCUACCCGGUAUAGUGCUGAAGUUGUCCUGAAACUAGCCAGUCUGCAAGGUGGAAGGGCAGAGAGGCUUCCUUCGUACCUGCCAAAGUCCAGCCUGUCGCACCCGGUGAUCGGUAAGGGACUGCACCUUGCAGUCCCGCGCUGGAGAUAGCCCGUGGACCACUACAUCGCUGUAGCGUGGUGCUCCUGCUGCUUACGGCUCCUGAGGGCAAUGGGAGCACUCGUGCUCUAGCCUGUUCUUAGCCUGGCUGCAUGUCGUCCACCUGUGUCUCACCAUGGAGAACAGCUUUACUUUGGCGCUGGCACCUCCUGCAAAACCCACUAAAGCUUUGCUGUCAGCAGAGGUGGCCCCAAAGAGCUGCGCUUUUUAAUACUCCGUGACCAAAGAUAGCGUUGAGAGCACGAUAAAGAAAUCAUAAUCAAGCCAAUAUCUAACAGAAGAGCAACCUUGCGAGCAAUACCUUGAAGUGACCAUCCUUAUGAACUGGCUUGAGCCUGCGUUUCUCUCAGGAAUUUUUGUUAUUUGAAUGUAAUUGUUUUAUGUCAAAUUUAUUUUUAUUAUUUUUAAUGCACUAGCCAUAAGAUGUAGUAAGUAUAGGAUUAGAUUACUCUUAGACUGUGGGAACUACAUAGUGAAAGCCAAAGAUAGCUGAGAGGCAACUCGAGUUUCAUGGGCAGCACCAACCUCUGUAGUACUUCUGACUAAACUAAUUUUCUGCUAUUAAGCUCCAUGAAUUUGUUCUUUCGCAGGUUUUAUAGGCUGUGCCUCUUGCUUCAACAGAGUUUUUGACCUUAGAUGGACAAAUAGGAGAGAAAUCACAAACUGGAUUGACUUUGUGUUCAUGUUUGUAACCAAAUAAAAUAGAUGUAGAGACAUAGAUAUUUUAGCUUAGUUUAAGAUAGGUGGAUAUUUUUGUUCUCUCCUCCCCUGGAUAUAGCUAGUGUCACUGCGAGACCUCUCCGCCUUAUGAAUGUUUUCUGAAGGAACAAGCACAAAUAGGUCAUGGAAGAAAUAAAAAGGCGUUUUGCAGUAGCAGUACUAGUACUAACCACAGGGUAAAACCUGGAGGCACUCUUAUGUUUUCCAGCACAGGGAGAAAAACCCAGCUGGAAAGUCCUCAGCCUGGUCCCCUCCGAAUCAGGGCUUGUGGAAAGUGUGCGUGGAGAGAGAGCGAGUGUGUUGUGCAUUUUCACAUCCCUUUUUUAAGAUGUAACGUUGCAUCUGAUGUAUUUCUCUAUUGUAAGUAGCUGCAGCACAUGACCAAAUUGUUUACAAGUUGUAUGAAGGUUAUAAAGCUUGUUUGCCUGAGAAGAGGAAGUAAUAAGCCUACUAAUUCAUAUCAGAAGCAAAUUUCAGAUGUUUUUACACAUUGAAAACAGUGGAGCCGAUCCAGAGCUUUGAUAUUUAUAAGGAUUUUAUCAAAAUAAAAAUGGAUUUUAUGAA